Molecule: messenger RNA, 1692 nt
Organism: Westerdykella ornata
Lineage: Eukaryota; Fungi; Ascomycota; Dothideomycetes; Pleosporales; Sporormiaceae
Exons: 2
Coding region: 1-1692 (563 amino acids)
Biological process (GO): regulation of transcription by RNA polymerase II
Cellular component (GO): nucleus
Molecular function (GO): DNA-binding transcription factor activity, RNA polymerase II-specific; RNA polymerase II cis-regulatory region sequence-specific DNA binding
Source: RefSeq, a predicted model, not a curated record
AUGAACCAAAUGGCGACUACACAAGCACAUUCACCUACUCCACCACAUCUCCUCCAGUCCGGCAUGCACCAAGCAAGUCCGAGCCCGCACGCGUCACCGAACCUGCCUCAAGGCGCUUUCCGUUCCCCUUCACACUCGCGUAACGCGUCACUAGAUCCAAGCGCUGCAUACGGACAAGGGCAGGGCAGUGAAUGGAGUAGCAUGGCACAAUUCCGCGGACACCGGAGGGCACCCUCAGACACAUAUUCUGAGGUAUCUUCCGCACACGCCUCUCCAUUCCUAGGCAACCACGACAGUUUCGACCACGACAACCCUUCGCCUUUGCUUCACCCACAACAGGACCAGGCUCUUUUCCCCGAAGUCAUGUCAUUUGGCCGGUUCAAUCUCAACGAUAAUCAUAUCAGCCCCGGCCACAGCCCCCACAUCUCUCCGCGGUUGACACCGCAGCAACACCCCCUACCACAGUUCUCACCAAGCAGCUUUGGACUAGGCCCUGGCCUGAACAAUCAGUUCGGAGACCAAGGUCUGAAUAUGUAUCAGGGCCAGGAGCCGUUCCCUAACAUCAACCAAGGGGUUGCAGAAUUCGGCCAAGCCGACACGAUGUCGCCGCCUGAGAUCAACAUUGACUUUGCGCCGCCGUCGAGGCAAGCCAGCUUUGAGCCUGCAAAACCAACAAACUCAGCGGACGCCUUGAGCCCUCCGGACAGAUCUCGGAGUCGCAAUCGCAUACGUGCCAAGUCAGAUCCGUUCAGCAGUGCCAGUUCCCGUGCCUCGACUCCAGGCUCCGAAGUGCAAAGGUCCUUAUCCCCCAGUGCAGCCAAGACUUCAAGAUCCCCAUCACCUUCCUCCAAGUCCUCUCGUCGUUCCUCGACAUCUAGCAUUCCCCACCGCGACUACAUCCUCGACCUCGCGAACCCAGACAGACCUGCCGGUCAAGGUGGUGAUGGCUCCGGCCCCAAGCGCACUCAAAAGCACCCCGCUACCUUCCAAUGCUCGCUGUGUCCCAAGCGCUUCACUCGCGCCUACAAUUUGCGCUCCCAUCUUCGUACUCACACAGACGAACGGCCGUUCGUAUGUAGCGUCUGCGGCAAAGCGUUCGCUCGCCAACACGACCGAAAGCGGCACGAGGGUCUCCACUCCGGCGAGAAGAAGUUUGUCUGCCGUGGCGUACUCAAGGACAACAACAACUGGGGCUGUGGACGCCGGUUCGCGCGCGCCGACGCCCUGGGACGACAUUUCCGCUCCGAAGCCGGCCGCGUGUGUAUACGACCGCUACUGGAGGAGGAAGCCGCCGAAAAGGGUGGCUGGGGCGAUCCAGCGCGGCAACAGCAGAUGGAUAACGGCAUGUUCGGAGGCGGAAUGCAGCAGCAACAGCAGCAUUUCCAGGGCAUGAUGGGCCCGCCUCAGCAAGGGUUCCAAAAUUUCGGGGCUGGCGGCAUGGACGGAACCGUGCAGGGGCAACCGCAGUAUGGUUUGCCGGCUGCGUUGUUGGCGCAGUAUCCCGCCCUUGCGGGGAUACAGUGGGAUAGUUUGCCGCCUGGACCGCCGGAGGAGGAGGUGGGGGAUAUCAGUGGCAGGAGUAGUUUUGAUGCGAGUUCGGGAGGGGAGAUGUUUGAGGAGGAGGGUGAGGAGGGGAGGUAUAGUGUGGGAGCUGGGCAGGGACAGCAGGGUGUUUAUGCAGGGGGGUUUUGA